AUGCGUCCAUCGAUUCUCGUUGGAUUCUUCUUGCUCACAUUAUCUGGUAUCGGGGCAGUUAGUGUGGCCAAAAGUACUGAUAAUGAUAUUGUAUUGAAAGUUUCAACUGAUAAGCAAACAUCUCGUGAUGGUCAUCAUUUCACUGGUGAAUGGUUAGAAUCUCCAUGGGGUGACCUCUAUCAAUUCCGUGCUGGAGAUCAAAACUGGCUGGUCGCUCGUGAACACUGUCUAUCGUUAAAUGCCGAUUUGGCAGCCAUCCGGAACGUCGAGCAGUUGGACUGGAUCUUAUCGCAUUACGCUCCGCUUUCGUCUCGAUUCGGUCAGCGUCUUGUCCAGAUAGGAUUGUAUGCUCCAGAAGGACAAACACAUGAAUGGAAGUGGUUGAAUGGAAAUGAAAUCAACAAGACUUUACAAUGGAGUUCUGGAGAGCCAUACGAUCAUUCUAUGGAAGGAAGGGAAAGAUGUGGAUUGUUGAAUGUUGAGAAAAGAGUUUUAGAUGACGUGGACUGUGAAUCCACAUCUCCCGAUCAUCACGCUCAAAGAUACAUUUGUCAGAGGACAAGCGAGAGUCACAAGCAGCAGCAAAGGUCCAACAAUUACAUCUGGCAGAAAAUUGAAAAUCUGUUCAGUUUCUUCGGAAUAGGAGGAUCCCCAACUCCACAUAAUGCGACUGUAACCAACACAAAUGAUUAUGAAGAUGAAGUUGUGAAGAAUGAAACUUCAACUGCCAAGUCAGCUGUAAAGUUCAGUGAUAGUGAGGAAACUUCAAGUGAAGAAGAGGAAUCUGUGGCGAAAACUUUAGCUGCACUUCCAAAAAUUGAAGGAUCCGGAGAGUCGACUAGUUUGAAGGAAUUACAGGAACCAGAAGGAAGUGGCCAAAUUGUUGAUAAGAAAGCAAUUGAAGCAGCUGAUUUAAUACCUGGAGUUGAUGAAAAGAAACUUGAUAAAAUGAUUGAUAAAAUGGAAGAAAUGAUUAAAAGUAUUGAUGAUCUGACAGUUCCACCGGCUGGCUUGGAGAGAACUACAGUAUCCACAAUUGUUGUGAAAAAAGAAGAGAAGUUUGAGGAAAAGAAGAAAACAGAUGACAAGAAAGAAGAGGAACAUAAAAAAGAUAAAGAAUUAAAUGAUAAUAAAAUAUCAGAAAGUAUUGAAGGAGAUUUCGAUCAUGAGCAGUCAAAAGAUAUGCCGAAGGCUGAUAUUGAACCACCAAAAGAGGAAGAUUGUGAUGAGGAAGAGGGAUCUGGAAGUGGUGAAGAAGAAGCAGCGGAGGAGGAGGAAUCUGGAGAGAAGUUGGAAUUGGCUCCAGAGAAGGAAGAUAAGAUUAAAGAGUUUUUGGGUGUUUUAAGAUUGUUCCUUGAUCGUGCUGAACAUGGAGAUUUGAGAAAACUUCUCGAUGAUCAAAGUGGAAAAACUCUUUUGGAAAGAAUGAAGAAUGCUGUGAGAGAGGCCAACAAGAGAGAAUUUGAAAUGUUAGAAAAGUUGGAGAUCUCCAAGAAAAAAGGAGAACAAGAUGAAUUAGUGACGAAAAAAGAUCAAAUGAGUACAGAAGAGCAGAAGGAUUUGUACAAGAAAAUCAGUUCAGCUGUGAUGAAAGCAGCGAAACUUCAUAAGAUUGAAGAGAAAGUUCAAGAUGAGCAAGCUAUGGAGAAGUUCAACAUCGCCAAAGUAAAGGCAGACUCAGAAGAGGAAUCGGAAGGAACGUUGGAGGUGCUGAAGUCGGCGAGAGAGGGUAAAGCUGAAAAGAAAGAGAAGGUUGGCGACGAUGAUUACUAUGGGGAUUAUUUGGAUGACAACAAUGUGAUCAAGGUUCAGAAUCGAGAGAAAAAGGAUGCGAAGAAGGGGUCGAAAGAGAAGAACGCCUCGGAAGAUAAGAAGGAAUCGGGAGAGAAGAAGGAAUUGAAGAAGAAGAACGAACAGAGUCAUUAUGAGCCUAAAAAGGAAGAAGUUGAGGAGAAGAAGGAAAAGAUGGCCGAAGAAAAAGUUGAUUCGGAAGAAAAGAAGAAGGAAGAAGAAUCGGUGAAAGAAGAGAAGCCAACUGAGGAGUUGAAGAAGAAUCAAGAAGUUAAUGCAGAAGAGAAGAACGUUUUGAAACAAAAGGAAGAGGAAGAGAAGGCAACUGAAGAAACAACAACGACGACAACAGAAGAGAAAGAGGAAGAAACAACAAUUUCAGUUGAGCAAUCCGCAUCGGUUUCCUCAAUUAAACCUGCUGAAGCUGAGGAGGAUGAAGCUGAAUUGGAGGCGUCUGGUCAAGAAGAUAUCGUGACAACCACUGAAUCGACUACAGUUGCAAUCAAAGAAGUUCCAUCGGAAGAGAUUGAGAAAAUUGCAAAACUUGAAGCAAAGCAACUCGUUGAAGAUGAAAAGGUUACUGAGGAGACAAAAGAAGAGGCAACGACAACAAUCCCCUCAUCCUCUACUGAAUCAGAGAAGACUUCUCCUUCAACAACAACUUCUGAAGCCACGACACCAACUUCAACAACACCAGUGACCACUACAAAGCCGGUUACUGUUGCCAUAAAAACUGUGAGCCCAGAAGAAAUGGAGAAGCUCUCAAAAAUAGAAGCAACUGAAAAAGUGACACUUCUUCCACCGCUUCCAACAUUCACAUUCCCAACAUUAGCCCCAUUUACUUUUCCAACUCUACCUACACUAGCCACAGCUAAGCCAACUCCAGCCCCAAAAGUUCCAACUUUAGAAGAAAUUCUUGGUAACUUGAACGAUCAAUUUAAGAAACUUCUGUCCCCACCAAAGCCUUUGCCACCAAAGUAA
Messenger RNA from Caenorhabditis remanei, 2772 nucleotides. RefSeq lists its product as uncharacterized. The record is from RefSeq and is a predicted model, not a curated record. The transcript has 9 exons. NCBI's taxonomy places the organism in Eukaryota, Metazoa, Nematoda, Chromadorea, Rhabditida, Rhabditidae. Bases 1 to 2772 code for a protein of 923 amino acids.